AUGUCAUUGCAAAUAUUAUCUGGCGAAGAUUUGGCAACAAUUCGAAUACCAUCAGCCCGUCGUUUUACACAGAAACCAAAAGAAAAUACAAAUGGUAUUGAUGAUAUUAAAAUUUUAAAUAUUCCUUCACCUAUACGACAUAUAUCAUUAAUUGAUCAAACAGAUUCGAAUGAAAUAAUUGAUAAUAUUAAUUUGUUAAACAUCAAUAAAAAUAGUUCUCCAUUAUCAACAAAUGAUAAUAAAUCAAAUGUUCAAUUAAAAAUAACAACAAAUGAUGUCUUUAUCAAUCAUCAUUUUCAUUCAAUGAUUGAUAAUAAUGAUUUACAUAAUCUAGCAACAACACAAAUAAAUCGUUUAUCACCGAAUUACCAAUUUCAAAAUGAUAAUAUCGUAUCAAAUAGUGAUCUUUUGGUAGAUACUAAUCAAAUUCAAGAUGAGAAUAAUCUCUUAAAUAAUAAUGGUGUCUACAUAGACGAUAAAGUACCACUUAAUCUUACUUUAUCUGGUAAUUAUUUUUAUAAAACAGGAAUAAAUACUAAAAUAAUACUAUUUGAUUUAGAUAAUGAUUCUAUUUGCAAUGAUCAUAAAUUGGUGAAUUAUAUAUAUGAAUUAAAAAGUGAACGUGAGAAAUACAACAAUUAUUUUGACAAGCAAAUCAAAGAAAUUAACAAUAAAUUACAAAAAUUAAUAACAGAUAAAAAUACAAAAAAUGAAGAAUUAACAAAUAAAAUAAAUGAAUGUAUGCGCAGUAUCAAAAAUAAAAAAUUAUAUUCAAAAGCAUUACACAGAAAACAAUUGAAACGUAUUAAUAAUAACUGUAUUAAUAAAAAUAACCGUAGUAAUGAUCAUAAACAAUAA
Messenger RNA from Adineta steineri, 858 nucleotides. The record is from the annotation of a GenBank genome assembly. NCBI's taxonomy places the organism in Eukaryota, Metazoa, Rotifera, Eurotatoria, Adinetida, Adinetidae.